Messenger RNA from Effrenium voratum, 1167 nucleotides. The record is from the annotation of a GenBank genome assembly. Lineage: Eukaryota; Dinophyceae; Suessiales; Symbiodiniaceae.
AAGCUUGACUGGCUCAAGCUCCAACGCGCAUCGUAUCACCGCAAAGAAAGGUGAGACAACACGGCGUCCUCAGCAGACGCGCUGAGUGCCCGCAUGGCUCAGAUGGGCACUUUGACCGGGGGCGAUUAUGAGAACAUCAACGUCAUGGAGAGUGUCAUGACGUUAGGCGGGCUCCUGGCGAGAAGUGAGUCGAUGGAGAUUACCAACGACCCCCGCUUCUUUCAGGACAGCGUGCUGAGCCUGCGACUGGCGGCAUUUGGUGGCCUCGGGGUGGUGGCAGGGCUCAUGGUGCAGAACUCCAUGGACCACCUUUUCGACAUGAAGAAGACCAUGAGGUUCGGGCCAGACCACAUCGAUACAGCGGUCCAGCUGACGGCUUUUAUCAUUCUCUCCCUUGUGCACUUCCUGAACAUCAUCGCCACGUACGUUGGAGUGGCGCAGCCUUACCACGUCAUCCGCCUGAUGACCGCUGGUCCGGUAGGAUUCGAGUCGGCAGCUUGCUACUACCUGAAUAAGAACAUCAUCGCCUGGCGCCACUUCGCUGUCUUCGGGGCUUUGGCCUCGAUGCCACUGUUCCUGGCCAGCAGCGGCCUGCGCAUGAUCGUGAAGUUCGAUCGGGAGAACGUGGCCGAGCCAGAUCCCCCUCAGAACUUGAACGACAUUGAUCGCAUUGUCGGAAUCUCUGUGUGCGUAGGUUUCAUCUUGAUGGCGGUGGUCCUUACCUACAUCCACUUCAAGCAUUGGGGGAUCUUCGAAGAGCGUUACAAGCUCCUGAAGCCCAACCUUCACCAGCACCAUGACGUGCUGGAUACCAUGUCCCGCAGGAAGUGAAACUUGCACAGCAAAUUCGGCCGAUGCCCGAAACGGGGCCUAGGCAAACUGCACCUCGCCGCCUCAAAGGAGGAGGCAAAUGAUUCAUGAUCCUCCAUGAUUGUGCCUUGUGGUUGGUUCACAGUAAAGUCUCCCAGCUCUGCUGGGGAAUCAGCCAAACUCGUGCUGGAUGAAUGUCUUCACAUCCCAUGCUUCCAAGUCAUUGUCCAACUUGGGCGCCAGCCCCAAGCUGGAGCAAAUAUUUUCGUCGCAAUACGUCGAAAGACUUGCUGGACAGUUCACCCAAAGCCCACGGGCCCUUGCUCUUGCCCGCCGACGUACUCGCUACAGCGGAUC